UCGAACUGUUUAGAGGUGUUUCUGAACUGUCUUUCGGCAAACUAGUCGUGUGCUUGUAGACGCGGCUAAUUCGCAUUCAUCGAACGCGCGUACGUUGAAUACAGUCUACUGUUCUUCUGUGUGUCUCACGUAAAUAACUUCAUGAUGAGCUUCAGCGGCAAUUGACGUUAUAAAUGCACACACCUACCGCACAUAGUCAAAAUACAAAGAAACAGGCAUAUAUCAAGCCACAUUUGAUAUGAGCACAUAAACAAUUUGUAAGAAGACACACGCGUGCAAUUUCCAACAAAAAUCCAGCACUUAAACGCUUCCACAUAAAUAACUAAUACUGUUGCCGUUUAAAGUGCAACCCAAGCGCCGCGAUAGCGAACUGAUAUACUGAAGCUGCAGGUGCAGAAAUAAAAAUAAAAACAAAAACGUAAAGCGCAAAUAUAAUCAGCAACGAAUCUCGCACCUUACCGGACGCGGACAACUACGAACACACAACUUUUGUUGUUAUUGUAGGUUUUUUUGUACAACAGCUGUUGCUGCGAAUUUCACGCAUGAAUCUUGCGAGCAUUGCUUGCUGCCCAUGUGCUGUGCGUGAAUUCUAACAACUUCCAAUUUUACCAGCAAUAUUUGCAACAACAACAACACCAACGACCAGCGAAUAACAAGCAGUAUUUCCUUGUGCGCGCAAUCAACGCAACAACAGCGGGCCAGCCACUCCAAUUAGCGUCCGAAUGCCCAGCUUAACGCCGCCAUUCAACACCCAAACGCCAAACUGUGAAAUCCGAAGCGUUUAGCAAUUUCACAUUCGCAGGCUAUCAACACACGAGUACUAUAUGCUUAAAGUAAUAAUAUAAAAAUCAUAAGCGCUUACGAAUAUAUUCCAUUUUACAUAAGAAAAUAAUUUAAAAUUUGCUGAAAAAGUGCCCAUGAAUUGAGUGAGCGCGGAGUACGUCAGUGCCGUGGUUGUUGUUGUGUUUAUGUGUAGUGAUACGAUGCGAUUGCCAGACGCACACACAAAAACGCUGCGAAGAAAUGUGGAAAAAUCGUAACAAGCUCUUAAUAUUUCUGCUUUGGAUCAUGGAAAUAAGAUUAGUAUCCAGUUUUACGUCGGCCAUCUGUUCCCGCAUACCUGGUCUAACCCCACAACAACGGCAGCUGUGUAGUGAGUCGCCAGAUGCUUUGAUCGCGUUGGGUGAAGGUCAUCAGAUGGGAUCGCAUGAGUGCCAGCACCAGUUCCGCGGACAUCGUUGGAAUUGCUCACAAGUCUGGCAGGAAGGUGUUUUUGGACACGUCAUGUUUGUCGGUUCACGCGAAGCGGCCUUUACUUAUGCCAUCGCCAGCGCCGGAGCGGCGCACUCUGUGACGGCAGCCUGCGCGCGUGGAAAUAUAUCUUUGUGCGGCUGCGACAUGCGCCACAAACCCAACAGUGACUCGCAGUCUUGGAAGUGGGGCGGCUGUUCGGCCGAUAUCAAUUUUGGCAUGAAGUUCACACGCAAGUUUCUUGACGCACGCGAAAUCGAAGGCGACGCACGCACGCUGAUGAAUCUGCAUAACAAUCGCGUUGGUCGAAGGCUAGUUAAGAAUCUGCUAAAAACGGAGUGCAAAUGUCAUGGCGUGAGUGGUUCGUGUGAGAUGAAGACGUGUUGGAAGAGUCUGCCACCUUUCCGUCAGAUCGGCGAGGUGCUUAUGCGGAAAUACAAAAGAGCAAAACAUGUGCACGUUAAAGACGUAAAUGGACUGAAACAAGUAUUAAGGGAGAGGAAUAGCAGCCGUGAACUAAAGCGUAUGGAGCUGGUCUAUCUCCAAAAGUCGCCAGAUUAUUGCGAGCGCAACGUGCAACAAGGCAUACUCGGCACGACUGGUCGUGCUUGCAAUCGUACCUCGAGUGGAACUGAAAGCUGUGAUAAAUUGUGCUGUGGGCGUGGCUAUAAUACGCGUCAAGUACGACGAAGAGCACAGUGUCGUUGUAAGUUCCGUUGGUGCUGCGAUGUCACCUGUGACGUGUGCGAGGAAAAUUACGAGGAGUUCACGUGUAAAUAAACGGUUAAUAUAUAUACCAUUUUAGGCUAUGUUUUAUAAAAAUAUCAGAAAAAACAAUUACAUUGUUAGCUAAUUAUUUGUUCUUUGUAAGAUAUUCUCUGCGUGUAUAUUAUAGACAUAAGUUUAUUAGUUCUUAGAAGUGUUAAGUAAG
Molecule: messenger RNA, 2182 nt
Organism: Bactrocera latifrons
Lineage: Eukaryota; Metazoa; Arthropoda; Insecta; Diptera; Tephritidae
Gene: Wnt2
Product: protein Wnt-2
Exons: 6
Coding region: 1024-2031 (335 amino acids)
Biological process (GO): positive regulation of JNK cascade; canonical Wnt signaling pathway; multicellular organism development
Cellular component (GO): extracellular region
Molecular function (GO): frizzled binding; cytokine activity
Source: RefSeq, a predicted model, not a curated record